Molecule: messenger RNA, 3879 nt
Organism: Cannabis sativa
Lineage: Eukaryota; Viridiplantae; Streptophyta; Magnoliopsida; Rosales; Cannabaceae
Exons: 2
Coding region: 1-3879 (1292 amino acids)
Molecular function (GO): nucleic acid binding; RNA-DNA hybrid ribonuclease activity
Source: RefSeq, a predicted model, not a curated record
AUGGGCCGAAUGCUAAAGUUUGAAGGUGUUUUUGGUGUUGAGGCCCAAGGGAGUUCGGGUGGGCUGGCUCUCCUUUGGAAAAAUAAGGAUGAUGGGCGUGUGUUGGGUUAUUCGAACAACCAUAUUGAUUUUCUUGUUGAAUCAUCUGAGAAAGGUGCGUGGAAGCUUACUGGUUUCUAUGGGGAACCUGAGAGGAACAAUAGACACCGAUCAUGGACUCUUCUCCGAACUUUGGCUACCGACUCUACCCUUCCAUGGUGUGUCAUAGGAGACUUGAACAACAUAGUGCGGCAGGAGGAUAAACGGGGCGGAAGGCCAUACCCCCAGAGGUUGAUCGAUGGCUUCCAACAAGCACUAAACGACUGCAAUUUAACAGAUAUGGAAUUAGUGGGUCAUCCAUUCACGUGGGAGAAAGGCAGGGGCUCUCGAAACUGGAUUGAAGUAAGGUUAGAUCGUGCACUCAUCAACGACGCUUGGUCUCGAAUUUUUCAAGGUGCUUCUCUGCUAAAUCUUGAAAUUUCUUCAUCAGAUCACUGUCCACUUUUUUUAGAACCUGAAAUUAAUCAUUGUUUCCCUACUAAUCGCAAAUUUAAGUUCGAAAAUGCUUGGCUCAAAGAACCAAUGUGCUUUGAAAUAGUAAGGGACUGUUGGGAGAGUGAAGGUGAUGAUAAUUUGCCAAAUAAAUUGGCACGGUGUGCAGAUAAAUUGAGUAUAUGGGGGAAGGAGGUGACUGGAAACUUCAAAGCUCGUAUUACUCGCUGCAAGAAUGAGAUCAAAAGGCUAGCAAAUAAAAGAGACACGGCUUCCAUUCAACGGCAUAAAGAAGUAAAGGAGGAGUUGUUUCAUGUUCUUGAUCAGAGAGAAUCAUUUUGGAAGCAGCGCUCUAAACAGCUUUGGUUGAAGGAAGGAGACCAUAAUAGCAGUUAUUUCCAUAAGGCUGCCACAACCAGGAAGAGACAUAACAAGAUAGUGAGUUUGAAGAAUGACAAUGGGGUUCGGGUAGGAUGGGAAAAUGGUCUUGAUCAAGUGAUGAAAGAUUAUUUCUCAACAUUGUUUCAAGCAUCUAAUUCUACUUGCCAAGAAGUAGUGGAUAGUGUUCAUUGUUCGGUCCCUAAUUCUAUUCAUGAGAACUUGCACACGGCCAUCUCUGAAGAAGAGGUUAAAAAGGCGAUCUUUCAGAUGCAUCCAGACAAGAGUCCUGGUCCGGAUGGUAUGACACCUGCCUUUUAUCAGAAGUGUUGGAGUAUUGUGGGGCGUGAUGUGGUGAGAACUGUUCAAAAAUUCUUCAUGACAGGGGAGUUUGAUCAGAGUUGUAGUAAAGCCAAUAUUGUGUUGAUUCCUAAGAAGAAAAAUCCAGAAGAUAUGACUCAACUAAGACCGAUUGCCCUGUGUAAUGUUGUGUACAAAACAAUUACUAAGGUAAUGGUGAACCGUAUGAAGCCUUACAUGGAUACUAUUGUUGCUGAUACUCAAAGUGCCUUUAUCCCGGGACGUCUAAUCUCAGAUAAUAUUCUAAUUUCCUUCGAGGUGCUCCACUAUCUGAAGAGAAAGAGGAAAGGAAAAGAAGGUUUUAUGGCUCUAAAGUUAGACAUGAGUAAAGCCUACGACAGGAUUGAAUGGCCCUUUUUAGAAGCGAUGCUAAGGAAAUUAGGCUUUGAUCAAUGGUGGAUUUCUUUAUUGAUGAAGUGUGUAACUACAGCUGAAUAUAUGGUGGUUCAUGAGAAUAAGGAGAUAGGGCCGAUUAUACCUUCCCGGGGUAUUCGACAAGGGGAUCCAUUAUCCCCUUACUUGUUUAUUCUCUGUGCCGAGGGCCUCUCGGCUUUAUUGAACAAGUAUGAACGGGCUGGCCUUAUCCAUGGGUGUAAGGUGGCGAAUGGAGCGUCGCGUAUCUCUCAUAUGCUCUUUGCAGAUGAUAGCUACCUGUAUUGCAAGGCCACUAUCUUGGAAGCGAACAGAAUAAAAGAUAUCCUCCAAAAGUUUGAAGCAGCUUCUGGCCAAAAGGUGAACUUUGCAAAGUCGUCCAUUUUCUAUAGCACUAAUACUACCCAGUCGGUUCGGGAUAGGAUAAGCAACACCCUACACAUGUCUAUGGCGGAUGAAAACAGCUUAUACUUGGGUCUACCAAGCACUCUAAGUAGGAACAAGUCUGCGGUGUUGGGUUAUCUUAAGGAACGGGUUCGAAAAAGGAUUGAAGGUUGGGAGAUGAAGUUCUUAUCUCGGGCUGGUAAAGAAGUUUUGAUCAAAACCGUGGCUCAGUCUCUUCCAAGCUACGCAAUGAGUGUUUUCUUGUUGCCUCUAGACAUCACGCGAGACAUGGAGAAAGCCAUGAAUAAGUUCUGGUGGCAAGGUGCAAAUAAAGCUAAGAGUGGUAUUCAUUGGUUUUCUUGGGAUAGACUUUGCUCACAUAAAGCUAAAGGUGGAAUGGGAUUCAGGCACCUACGGGAUUUUAACGUUGCUAUGUUGGCCAAACAAGGGUGGAGGCUGCUGUCUCGGCCUAACUCACUUGUAGCUAAAGUCUUCAAAGCUAGGUAUUAUCCUAAUGGUUCUUUCUUCACGGCACAGUUGGGUCCCAAUCCCAGUUAUGUGUGGAGAAGUGUGUUGGAAGCACAAGACCUGGUUAGAAAAGGCACUCGCUGGUGUGUGUUUGAUGGUGAAGAGAUCAAUGUUCUCAAAGAACCUUGGUUGCCAAGUGAAGAUGACCCCUAUGUUCAUUCAAAUCAUCCUAGUUUGGGUGAAGCUAAAGUGAGAAACUUAAUGGUCAUGGAGGGUGGGAGUUGGGAUGUUGAUAUCUUGAAUGAUUUGUUUAUUGAGCGGGAUAAGAAGCUCAUUUUGGAUAUCCCUCUCAACAUAAGCCACGGCAGUGACAAACUCACUUGGAGUUAUGAAUCAUCGGGAAUCUACUCUGUUAAAAGUGGCUACAAUUUGCUUCAGAAAAUUCAUGGUAGAUGGGAUGGUAACGAAGAUGAUCUCACCAAGUUCUGGACCAAGUUUUGGAAGCAAAAAAUUCCCCCAAAAGUGAAGAACCUGGUUUGGAGAGCUGCCCGAGAGUGUCUGCCCACGCUGCAGCAAUUGAAAAUUAAAAGAGUGGAUGUACAAACAUCCUGCCCAGUCUGCCACAGCGAAGAUGAAUCCGUCAUUCACGCACUCAUCACUUGCACAAAGGUGAAGCAGGUGUGGGACAGAGUUGGCAUCGGAACAACCUCUGCUGCAGCCGAACCAGAAAACUUUCUGGACUGGUUUGUCGCCGUUUACCGCCGCCGGCUGCAGAAAACUGCUACUUCCGCCAGCAUUGUAGUGUUAGCAACCGGUUACCUUGAACAAUGGAAGAAUGCUCAAAAUUCUCGAAUCGAGACGUCAUGGUCAGGCCUUAAAGCCGAUGACGGGGCUGAGCAUUGGACUGUCCCAAGUAUUAAUCACAUCAAGGUAAAUGUUGACGCUGCUCUCUUUGAUAGUGGUAACAAGUAUGGAUGCGGUUUAGUGGCAAGAGACCAUCACGGCAUGCUAAUUGAGGGAAAUAUGAAACUUUUUACUGGUUCGGUUUCUCCCGAAGUAGCGGAAUCCAUUGGCAUUCGUGAAGCGUUAAGUUGGAUAAAGAGGCACAAUUGGCAACAUGUUACACUCGAAACAGAUUGUUUAACGGUAGUCCAAGCGAUAAGAAGCGAGGUGAAAAUGAUUUCAAUGUUUGGACAAAUUAUCCAAGAGUGUAAAAAUCUGUUGUUAGAAUUGAAAACUAUUUCUAUGUUAUUUGUUAAACGAUCAGCAAAUAUGGUAGCUCAUAACUGUGCAAGAGCUUCUAUAUUUUUUCCUGGUUGUAUCUUCGAUAUGGAGUCUGUUCCAUUCGACUUGCUACCUUCUUUGGUAGCGGAUUUUAAUGGUUAA